GGAGCAGCUCCAGGCCUGGCUGCAAUGUGUGUCCCUCCUGCACCCAAAGCUCCCCGCCGGCACUGACUCCUGAAAGCGGUGAGGAGCUCUGAGACCUCGUCACUGAGCCCUUCAGACCUGUGACCAAGCACAGGGAGUACACACUGCCCUGAAAUGCCACCCCCAGCCUCUUCCACAUAACCCCCCACACACACCCUUCUCUCCCCUCUCCCUAAGGCACUGGCAGGUGAGUGGCUGAGAAAACUGGCUCAGGCCCUGUUUUCAGGGGCAGAAAAAACAACUAAUAUCUAUUCAGAGCCCACCAGGCGCCAGGCACUUCGUCUCUUGUUUUCAGGCCGACUCUAUGAGAAGGGUCGAGCGCCUUGCUCAAGGUCGGCCAGAAUAAGGGGCAGACUCAGGACUCACACCGCCAUGGGGCCGUCGCUAGCUCCCGCCCUUCCCCCUACGCCACGCAGCCCGUCUGUGGAAGGCAGACGUGAAAAGUUGUCCCUGAGAGCUGCCAUCGAAGACCGUCCUCUUCCCGCCUCUGGUCCUUGCAGGACUUUGGGUUGCCACUUCUGUUCCUAUGACUCCUCAGAGCCACUCAGGAAAACGUGGCGAGGCCUCUUAAGGACUCUCCUUCCCUUUGGGAGCCCACCAGGCUCCUGCCCCUCCCGGGAUGGAACCCCCAGUUGGGGCCCAGGUGAGGCAUUGCCUCGUUUCAUCCACACCUCACAGAGGAUGCCCAAGGGAACUUGAUCUGUCCCAGCCGCCUCCCCCGCCCCUUCCUCUCCAGCCGUGGUCCAGCUCUUCUCACACUCCUGUGCCUCUGCGCAUGCGCCCGCCGCCCGGAAUCCCUCCCUGCAGCUCCCUCUUCUGCACCUGACUCCUCUCUCGCCAAAGUCCAGGCAGCCUUCUCCUGGCCAGCCUUGCGUAACCACCUUCCUCCUCCGAUGCCCCUUCCCGCCGGCAGGGUUCACAAACUCGCUGGCUGCUGCAGUGUGUGUCUCACAUCAUCCCCAUGCUGUCGUGGCCCCCAGACUCCUGGGGGGAUGCCUAGGUCUCGCCUUCAUGUCAGCACACAGUGCCUGCUUCCUGGUGGGAGCUGGACACGCAUCGUCUUUGCGGGCAAUGAGGAAAAGAGAAAAGGAAAGAGAUUGGGCGUGCUACAGAGAGGAAGGGAAGAACGCUGGGGAGGACCCAGCAGGUUCAUGGGGAAAUAGGUACGUGCUUAGGGAUAAGCUACACUGGGAACCUCAGUGGCCUAAGAUGACAAGAGUAGAUUUCUUCCCAAAGGCAAAUGUCCCUUGUGGGCCAGCAGGGGGGCUCUGCUCAUGAUAGUCACCCUGCCAGAGGGCGGAGCUGGGGGGGGGUUGCAUCAGCAAGUAAAUGCUGUGGUAGGGAAGUCACAUGCUCCCCCCUGACUGGGGUGCCAAGAAAGUGCAGUUCUGUGGAGCGCUGGGAACACUGGGUGGAACACGAGGCUCUGGUUCUGCUGCAAGACCCUGCAGCAAUGUCUCGGGCUGCCGGUGUCCCCAGCAGGUACACAUAUCUGAGGAUGAGACAGUUCUCAGCUCUGUUCCUGUUCUGGUGUCGCUAUGGCAGGGGUGGGGCCGGCAGAGGAAACCACCAGGUGUGGCCAUGGGAAAGUCCCUCCAACAUUCUAUAGAAACAUGGAAUUUCCUGGUUUUAACCAUUUCAUAUCCAACUGCUAUCUCAGAGCUAACCAGAGCGGCACAGACCUCCCCCGUCCCCUAGGACAUUCGAUCUGGGGCACUGAGUCCUGGCUGGGCAGUUGGCACCUGGGCUCCAGCCCCAGCAGUCUCUGAAGAUCGGGGACAAAUUGCUGAGGCGGUGCAGGCCUCAGUGCCUUCAAUGCCUGUCUGUAAAUCAGUUUCCAGCCUGCCAGGCAUUUCCAAAUACACUGCUCCCUGCCAUCCAUGCCACCCACAGCGUGAGUGUCACCCUCCUCAUGCUCUGGGUGAGAAAGCUGGCUGUGUGCUGUGCUCUAGGCCAUGCCCGAGGGCAUCACCCGGGUUCCAGUGCUUGCUCUUCUUCCCUGCAAAGCUGAGUCAGAUCCAGCUGCUCCAAGAACUGGCUAGGCACAGGUCCUGGACCUCCCUGGGGCUCCUGGGUGUGGGAACUUGGUCUUCCCAGGCUGCUCCACUUGGCUAACUUGCCCAACCCGCUCUGCUGACUCUGGGCAAAGCCUGAGCACCCCUGCUCCAGAGAACUGCAGGAGACAGGGGACAGCAACCCUUGGCCGGCUGGCCACAGCCCCCGCCAUCAGGGCCAGGGUCCCUGGCCUCUCUGUGACUCAGACUCUGGUUCCUGCACCUCCACUUGGGAACUCAGAGUAUCCUCUUUCUCCUUCCUGAUGAAGUGGUGGCUGUACUCAGCUGCCUCUGUCUCUUUAAGAGAGAAAGAAAGAGAGAGAGAACGAAAUCAGGAAGUGUGAGUGAGCCGAGAGCCAGGGCUCUGUGCUGAGCGGGGAGGCAGGAGAAACCCAGGAGUACCCGCUCUAGGGGUGGCACAAGGCCGUUUCAACUGCCCUGCCUGCAGGUCCUAGGGGCCUGUGGCUACCAGGAUGCUAGGAGCACCGCCCAUGAAUGACAGAAAGCCUUGAAAGCUCUGGGGUGCCACCCAGUCCCCUGCAGCCGAGAUGGGCUCAGCUCCUGGACGCGCCACAGACAGACCGAGUAAGACACGCUCGCCAGGGACAGUCUCCGCCUGACUCAGGGCGGCUCGGAGCGCGGGGUGGGAGGUGGCCGCCCAGCCUAGAGAGGAAAUGCAGAGCACAGUCAACUACCUGUGGCACACGGACGACCUGCUGGGGCAGGGCGCCACCGCCAGCGUGUACAAGGCCCGAAACAAGAAAUCCGGGGAGCUGGUGGCCGUGAAGGUCUUCAACGUCGCCAGCUACCUGCGGCCCCGCGAGGUGCAGGUGAGGGAGUUCGAGGUCCUGCGCAAGCUGAGCCACCAGAACAUCGUCAAGCUCUUCGCCGUCGAGGAGACGGGGUGCGGCCGGCAGAAGGUGCUGGUGAUGGAGUACUGCGCCAGCGGCAGCCUGCUCAGCGUGCUGGAGAGCCCCGAGAACGCCUUCGGGCUGCCCGAGGACGAGUUCCUGGUGGUGCUGCGCUGCGUGGUGGCCGGCAUGAACCACCUGCGGGAGAACGGCGUCGUCCACCGCGACAUCAAGCCGGGGAACAUCAUGCGCCUGGUGGGGGAGGAGGGGCAGAGCAUCUACAAGCUGACCGACUUCGGGGCCGCCCGGGAGCUGGACGACGACGAGAAGUUCCUCUCGGUCUACGGGACCGAGGAGUACCUGCACCCCGACAUGUAUGAGCGCGCGGUGCUUCGCAAGCCCCAGCAGAAGGCGUUCGGGGUGACCGUGGAUCUCUGGAGCAUCGGGGUGACCCUGUACCACGCGGCCACCGGCAGCCUGCCCUUCAUCCCCUUCGGCGGGCCGCGGCGCAACAAGGAGAUCAUGCACCGGAUCACCACGGAGAAGCCACCCGGGGCCAUCGCGGGCACGCAGAGGCGGGAGAACGGGCCCCUGGAGUGGAGCUACACCCUCCCCGUCACCUGCCGCCUGUCGAAGGGUUUGCAGAGCCAGCUGGUGCCCAUCCUGGCCAACAUCCUGGAGGUGGAGCAGGCCAAGUGCUGGGGCUUCGACCAGUUCUUCGCGGAGACAAGCGACAUCCUGCAGCGUGUGGUCUUCCACGUGUUCUCCCUGUCGCAGGCGGUCCUGCACCACGUCUACAUCCACGCCCACAACACGAUAGCCAUCUUCCUGGAGGCCGUGUAUGAGCAGACCAAUGUGGCCCCCCGGCACCAGGAGUACCUCUUCGAGGGCCACCUCUGUGUCCUCGAGCCCAGCCUGUCAGCACAGCACAUCGCCCACACGACGGCAAGCAGCCCCCUGACCCUCUUCAGCAUGGCCAGCGAGACCCCCAAGGGGCUGGCCUUCAGGGACCCUGCCCUGGACGUCCCCAAGUUUGUCCCCAAAGUGGACCUGCAGGCAGAUUACAACACAGCCAAGGCCGUGCUGGGCGCCGGCUACCAGGCCCUGCGGCUGGCGGGGGCCCUGCUGGACGGGCAGGAGCUGAUGCUGCGCGGGCUGCACUGGGCGGCGGAGGUGCUCCAGACCACGUGCAGGCGGACUCUAGAGGUCACGAGGACAGCCCUCCUCUUCCUCAGCAGCAGCCUGGGCACCGAGAGGUUCAGCAGCGUGGCUGGGGUGCCUGAGGUCCAGGAGCUGCAGGAGGUGGCAGAGCUGAGGUCCAGGCUGCGGACUUUGGCUGAGGUCCUCUCCAAAUGUUCCCAAAACAUCACAGAGACCCAGGCGGGCCUCAGCAGCCUGAGCUCGGAGCUGGCGAAGAGCCGGGAUCAGGUACAUGAGGACAGAAGCAACCAGCAGAUUCAGUGUUGUUUGGACAAGAUGAACCUCAUCUACAAACAGUUCAAGAAAUCUAGGCUGAGGCCAGGGCUUGGCUACAACGAGGAGCAGAUUCACAAGCUGGAUAAGGUGAAUUUCAGCCACCUGGCCAAAAGGCUCCUGCAGGUGUUCCAGGAGGAGUGUGUGCAGAAGUACCAGGCGUCCCUAGUCACGCAUGGCAAGCGGAUGAGGGUGGUGCACGACACCAGGAACCACCUGCGCCUGGUGGGCUGUUCCGUGGCCGCCUGCAACACCGAAGCCCAGGGAGCCCAGGAGAGCCUCGGCAAGAUCCUGGACCGGCUGUCUCACCAGCUCCUGCAGGACAGAACACAGGGGGCCCCAGCCUCACCAGCCCCCGUAGCUCCUUGUCCUAUGCCAAAGGACCUGAUUUUCCACAUGGAGGAGCUCUGCCAGGAGAUGAAGCGGCUGGCGUUUGACCUCCAGGACAACAACCGCAUCAUCUUCGAAAGGUUAAGGAGAGUCCCAGCAGCUCCUGAUGUCUGAGCUCCCUGGGGUGCACGAGGCAUCCUGAAGCAUUAGAAAGAUUCAAACACUGCUCUCCUGCACUAUGGGACCCAGCCCAGGGCGAGAUCCGGUCCCAUCUCAUCAGCCUACCUCCCUCCUGGCCAAUGGCCGGGAGAUGCCACCAGCAUUACCUUCCACUGCCUUUCCGCCCGGGAAGCAGCACAUCCAAGACUGGGGCACCAGGCCGUCUCUGUCCAGACCCACAAGCAACAGUGUGGCAGCCCCUGCCUGGGCUGACCUUUCUAUCUUAUCCAGGCUCAGAUACUGCUCCUCUGUCACCCUGGCCUGUAUGGCUGCACCUGGCCAGGUCGUGGGGACAGUGGCUGCCCCAUGCCCUCCCACCCUGCCUCUCUGGUUUACAGGGCUUCACUCCCUGGGGAACAAGAGAGGGGACCCAGGGUGCAAGGUCAAAUGACCUCAUCUCAGUCUUCCUUCCUCCUAAGGCGUUUCACAUUAGACACAGCUCGGUCUGCUGGCCAGUGGCUUCCGGAGUGACCGCAUUCAGCCCCAGGCAACACGGAGCCUCAUUUUCCCUCUACUCUUGCUCUGGCUGAGCCUAAGAUGGAGCAAAUGAGUGACCCAGGCCAGGUGGCUGUGCCCCGGGGCCCCUCUCCCUGUCUCUGAGGCAGCACCUGGCCCUGGACACGCAGCCACCAGCAGUAAGGGGCGGCCACCCCAGGAGCACAGGCCUCGCAGUCAGCACCGGCACCUUCAGGAAACGGAAUAAACGCCUUCUCUUCUUUUCUA
This is a messenger RNA of Microcebus murinus (gray mouse lemur), 5689 nucleotides long. It is a transcript of the gene IKBKE, whose product is annotated as inhibitor of nuclear factor kappa B kinase subunit epsilon. The record is from RefSeq and is a predicted model, not a curated record. Gene Ontology annotation, biological process: peptidyl-serine phosphorylation. NCBI's taxonomy places the organism in Eukaryota, Metazoa, Chordata, Mammalia, Primates, Cheirogaleidae. Gene Ontology annotation, molecular function: ATP binding; protein serine/threonine kinase activity. Gene Ontology annotation, cellular component: cytoplasm.